This is a messenger RNA of Daphnia carinata, 1940 nucleotides long. RefSeq names its product acetylcholine receptor subunit beta-like 2. Gene Ontology annotation, molecular function: acetylcholine-gated monoatomic cation-selective channel activity; transmembrane signaling receptor activity. The coding region runs from base 100 to 1773 and encodes 557 amino acids. Gene Ontology annotation, cellular component: neuron projection; synapse; postsynaptic membrane. The record is from RefSeq and is a predicted model, not a curated record. Gene Ontology annotation, biological process: regulation of membrane potential; signal transduction; monoatomic ion transmembrane transport. The transcript is spliced from 10 exons. Lineage: Eukaryota; Metazoa; Arthropoda; Branchiopoda; Diplostraca; Daphniidae.
AAGCUCACCUUCUGUUACACUUGUACUUUACCAUUAGUGUUUGCCAUUAGUACAGUACGGUUGGUAGUUGAAGCGAAUUGCGAAAACAAACGAAGAAAAAUGCAAUUCCAUCGCCUUCUGCUUCGCUUUUUUGUGUGUUUCGCCUCUUUCCAUCUUUCCGUGGGGACUCUCGGCUUCGCCAACAUGUACGCCAAACGUCUCUACGAUGAUUUGCUCAGUAAUUACAACCGACUCAUCAGACCAGUUAACAACAGUACGGACAAGCUGACAGUGUGGUUAAAUCUUAAACUAUCACAGCUGAUUGAAGUGAGUCUAAGAAAUCAGGUCAUGACCACUUCAAUGUGGCUGGAACAGAAAUGGACAGACUAUCGUCUGGUGUGGGAUCCAGCCGACUACGAAGAUGUGGAAAUGCUGUACGUACCAGCUGAAAACAUCUGGUUGCCCGACAUUGUCUUGUACAACAAUGCCGACGGUAACUACGAGGUUACCCUGCUGACCAAAGCAACUGUCCAUCACACGGGCGUGGUCAAUUGGAAUCCGCCGGCCAUCUACAAGUCCAGUUGCGAGAUGGACGUCGAAUGGUUCCCCUUCGACAAACAAAGUUGCCUCAUGAAGUUCGGAUCGUGGACCUACGACGGUCACGAGGUUGACCUGAUGCACAUGAUGCAAGAAGGAGAUAGUGGAAUCGACGUCGUCUCGGCCAAUAUCGUUACUGGUAUCAAUUUAACAGAAUUUUACCCAUCAGUUGAAUGGGACAUUCUCGAUGUUCCAGCCAGGAAGAAUGAAGAAAGAUAUCCUUGCUGCGAAGAACCUUACCCAGAUAUCACUUUCAACGUGACGAUGCGUCGGAAAACGCUGUUUUACACCGUCAACCUGAUCAUUCCCUGCGUUGGCAUUACGUUUUUGACGAUUUUGGUGUUUUACCUGCCGUCGGAUUCCGGUGAAAAAGUGACGCUCUGCAUUUCCAUCCUCGUGUCACUGACCGUGUUCUUCCUGCUACUGGCCGAGAUCAUCCCGCCGACUUCGCUGGCCGUCCCUUUACUUGGCAAAUAUCUACUCUUCACCAUGAUCCUGGUGACGGUUUCGAUUAUCGUCACCGUCUGCGUCCUCAACGUUCAUUUCCGGUCGCCUGCUACGCAUCACAUGUCACCCUGGGUCAAGAAAGUAUUUACAGUCAUCAUGCCACGACUGUUGCUCAUGAGUCGACCCAUUUACCUUUGCCAGGGAAGUUGUGGUGAUGAAAGAAAGAAGAAGAAUCAAUUCUACAACGGUAUCGACUUCGGCAGGAACGAUUCGACACCGUACAUUUACGCUCAUACUUAUCGUAAGAAUCCUUCAUGCCCGUCGGAGAUCCCUGGAGAAACUAUUCCAACUAACGAUAUCACGGCAACGUUUGAACUUCGUUCCUCCACCUAUGGCAGUUACGCUUCAAGCAAUCAACCCAGGCAACCGAUAUAUCACAAUUUCGGGCCGUUAACUUACGGCGAUGACGAUCUACUGCCGCCGGAUGUCAGCUGCGCUCUGCGGAGCAUCCAGUUCAUUGCCAAACACACGAAAGACACGGACAGGGAGAUCGAAGUCAUCGAGGACUGGAAAUUCGUGGCCAUGGUGCUGGACCGUUUCUUCCUGUGGAUCUUCAUCGUCGCCUGUUUCGUCGGCACGGCGGCCAUCAUUCUGGAGGCGCCGUCGCUCUACGACCAGACGGUUCCUUUGGAUCAGCUCUCGCACGCUUACUUCCCCAUAGCGCCGACGGCAACUAAAUUGUCAAUUUGAAAAAAUGCAGCAUACAUUUUUAUUCUUUCGAUCUUCUUGCCAGGCAAUCCAAAACUCAGUUGAUCCAGCGUUUUCUUCUGUUAUGUACACACCCCAUUUUUACUUCGUAUACAUCGACUUUUUAUUUCUUUUCGGUUGAUCUUUUUGUUGUUCAAUGGCGUUCUUUU